This is a messenger RNA of Orcinus orca (killer whale), 2346 nucleotides long. RefSeq names its product diphthamide biosynthesis 7 (gene DPH7). The transcript is spliced from 9 exons. Gene Ontology annotation, molecular function: protein binding. Lineage: Eukaryota; Metazoa; Chordata; Mammalia; Artiodactyla; Delphinidae. The record is from RefSeq and is a predicted model, not a curated record. The coding region runs from base 753 to 1901 and encodes 382 amino acids.
GAGGGAGGGCAGCCCAGGCCCAGCCCUUUUGGGUCAGCCCCUGGACUCUGCUCCCCGGACGCCCAAGCCCUUUGCACACCCCACCUCCAUGCCGCGCUCUCCUCUGCUCCCCCUUCAGAGCCCAGCUCGCCCGUGACUCUGUGCUGGACGCUCGGCUGUCCCCUCCCAGGCCCGCGUCUCGCCGCCACGGCAGGGGACGCGCCGUGGCACGUGGGGCCAGUCGAGGCCCGCCGGCCGGCAGGGGGCGUGAGAUCUCUGCCUCACGCUGGCGUCCACGGGGGCCGGAAGUCCCUCCCCGGAAGGAGUCAUGGGGACGACGGCGGAAGUGGGAGAAGUACCGCCCCUUGGGCUGUGCACCUUCUUGGCGACGCGGGCUAGGGGACCCUGCUGUCAGCCUGGCUUCCUCACUUCUCCGCCGCCCGCUGUCCGCCACCCCGGUCGCCGCCGCGUCCUUAUCCGAAUGCUGGGCGGCCGGCAGUCGCGUCCGGCUGUUGCAGGCGGUGGACACGGAGCACACCGUGGACUCGGUGGAGUGGUGCCCGCUGGAGGGCUGCAGGCACUUGCUGGCGUGCGGCACCUACCAGCUGCGGAAGCCGGAGGACCAGCCCGUCGACCCGGAGAGCAAGAGUGGACUGGAUGUUGAUGAGCCUCAAAUUCGUUUGGGUCGUCUCUACCUGUAUAGUUUCAAUGAGGACAGCUCUCCUUGCCCCCUGGUUGAGGUGCAAAGAAGAGAUACUUCGGCGAUCCUGGACAUGAAAUGGUGCCACAUCGCGGUGGCCGGCCAUGCGCUCUUGGGAGUGGCAGAUGCUUCUGGGUCCAUAGAGCUACUCCGCCUGGUGCGAUCCGAGCAGAACUCUCACACACUACAGCCGUUCUCCCACUUCGCCCUGGAAAAGCAGUGUCUGGCCUUGUCCUUGGACUGGUCCACUGGGAAAGCCGGAAGAUUUCCCCACUGCUUCCCUGUGUCCAGGGCCAGUGACCAGCCCUUGAAGAUCAUUGGCAGCGACUCCAGUGGGCAGCUCCAUCUCCUGCAGGCGCACCAGGCAGGGCCAGGAAUGCAGGCUGUGGGCACGUGGCAGGCCCAUCACUUGGAGGCCUGGGUUGCUGCUUUCGAUUACUGGCAGACGGAAGUCGUGUAUUCAGGUGGGGACGAUGGCCUUCUGAAAGGCUGGGACACCAGGACCCCUGGCACAUCCGUGUUCACAAGCAGGAGACACUCCACGGGCGUGUGCAGCAUCCAGAGCAGCCCCCAUCGCGAGAACAUCUUGGCCACGGGAAGCUACGACGAGCACGUUCUUCUCUGGGACACUCGGAGCAUGAAGGAGCCGUUGGCGGACAUGCCCGUGCAGGGCGGGGUGUGGAGGCUCAAGUGGCACCCUUUCCACUCGCACCUGCUCCUGGCAGCGUGUAUGCACGGUGGCUUCACGAUCUUCAGCUGCCAAAAGGCCCUAGAGGAGAAUCAGGAAGUGUUCCCAGUCACUCUGUCCUACACCUUGCCCAACUCGCUGGUGUAUGGAGUCGACUGGUCCUGGCUCUACUUCCGCCGCUUGCCGCAGACCCAUCCGUCAUUCUGCUUGGGGUCCUCUCCUGGCAGUGACCCAGGAGCCAAAACAGCAGACCCAGUCUAUACCCUCAAAGUUGCGGCCCAGUCACCAGCACCCUGUUUUGAGCGUCUAGCUGAUGCUGAUGGAGAGGGUGGUACCAAACACCAGAGUGGAGGCAAGCUGAAGAGUCCUCUCCAGCCCUUUGCAGAGAAGAGCGGCGGCCGGCUGCAUGCCUCGGGGGUCGAGAUCUGUGACUGUGACCAGUACCUGGAGGCAGCCACCUCUGACGCCAGCCUUCUAGCUACUUGCUCCUUUUAUGAUCAUGUUCUUCACCUCUGGAAGUGGGAGAACAGCUGAGCUAGGGAAGUUACUUGGUUUGACAUCGUAAAGACCAUUUCCACCAAUAAAACCAAGAGUAUGUCUACCUUUUCUGAGAAUUAAGUAUCCUCAGACCAUCUCACUGACAUUCUGGCUGCAUGCAGGUUUUCUGUAUAGGGCUCAGUGCAUCUCAUGGAAUCUCCAGGUAGGCAGUCAGAAAAGCUGUUGGCCUCUUAAAUAAGCCUUAUCUGCUGGGGCCCUUCAAAAUGGUGAUUCUGUGGCAGCAGGGGGCAGGGUGUGGGUGGGGCAUGGUUCCCAGCUCUGUCUUGUCAGUUUCCUGUGUUUCAGACUUUCAGUUCUUCAUACUUAUUUAAGCAACUGUUUGUAUUAACUAAAAGGAGUGGCUUUGUUUUCUUAAGCUACUUUAAAACACCAGAAGUAGUUUUAUAUGAACAUUAAAAAAGCUCAUGUCAUGGCACCAGAA